AUGAAAGCAUUGUUCAUCUAUUCCAUUCCUCAAUCGUCUGACUGGUAUAUUGUUAUAACCGAUACCCUGAACCACUUUUAUUUCAAUUCAAAAGAUGGUAAUGCAUAUUGGCAAUUGAGUGACUUGGUUGGUAAAUAUGGCAUUAUUAUAGAACAGUUUUUUGCUUCAGUUAAUUUUGAUCAAUUGGGAUUACUAUUUGCUAAAUCACGAGGAUUGAAGUUACCAAAGAGAGAAAAGUAUGAUGAAAGUAAUGUUUCCAGAAGUGAUUUGGUACGACGGGAUCAAAAGGAUGUCCCUGAUGAAGUGGAAAUCGUGUAUGAAAACGAAUAUAUCAGCAACGAUAAUAACGACGUGAAUGAAGGGCCUAAUUCUGGCAAUAAAAGCUCCCAACUGGCACCUUCCCCCGUUAAGGGGAUUGUUUCAGGAUAUUCAUCCAGCGAGGAAGAGGUUGAGGAAGAAGAAGAUGUCACUGACAGAGCAAGUGAAGAAGCUCGUCAACAAGUCUUGGAGGAAGAUGAGAUUGGAGUUGAUGCCUUAGUUUCCCAAGUACUAGAACAAAGAGGUGUUGAAGAUGAACAAUCAGACAACGAAAGUCAAGUAUCACUUGAUUUAUCAGUUGAUGAUGAACCGGAUCAGAAAGCAUCAGCUAUUCAGGAAUUCGAAGAAAUGUUGAACAAUUAUUCAUCACAAAUAUCAUCAUUUGACAGUUGGGAUAUAAUUGAAGAUCAACUAGUAAAAGAAUUUAUUAAAUACCCCAUAUAUCAUUCCAUUGGAUCGCGAAGAGAGAAAGCGGAGAUUUUCCAGAACUGGGUAGAUAGUAGAGAGGAUGAAGAAGAGUCUUUUCCAACGGGGCAUGAUAGUGAAAAGAUAUUCCCAACUCAAAAGAUACUAUUCCUUUCUCUAUUGCAACAACACAAAGAUCAAGUGAAAUCAUCAUUUUAUCAGGAAUUUUACACAUCCCAUUAUAAAGAGAUAAACAAUAUUGAUAUACCCAAAUCAACAAAGGAAGAAACAUAUCGCAACUACAAGAAAUUCAUUCAAGAUUUUGCAAAAUUCGAAAAGGACUACAAAAAGACCGCCGAGUAUAAAAAAGGUGUUAAUGUUAAAGUAAUGAAAUUGAAAGAAUAUCUUUCAUCUCAACAGAAUUUCCCUAAAGGGUCAUUCGCCAUUAACCCCGAAUCUUCCUUCUUUGAAAAUUGGGUAGAUCUAUUGAAUCAAUUUUUCAAAGAUGAUACAACAGUUGCAGAAGCGGAAAUUAAUUUUCUUCUCGGUGAUGAAAAAAGAUUAAGUAGUUACAUAGCCAAACUUAACGAAUCAUAA
Lodderomyces orthopsilosis Co 90-125 is the source of this 1320-nucleotide messenger RNA. RefSeq lists its product as uncharacterized. Lineage: Eukaryota; Fungi; Ascomycota; Pichiomycetes; Serinales; Debaryomycetaceae. The transcript has a single exon. The record is from RefSeq and is a predicted model, not a curated record. The coding region runs from base 1 to 1320 and encodes 439 amino acids.